AUGUUGAUUUGGAGGCCAGUCUCCUCAGAUUCUUCCGGCAACACGACUCAGCUUUUUCUGCGCAUCUUGUUUGUGGAAGAGCAGACUGAUGUCUCACUCUCUCACUCCUUCUCUUUUUCUCUCUCUUUCUCUCUCACACACAUUCUCUCUCGCCCUUUCAUUUUCUCUCUCGAUCUCUUUCUCUCACUCACUCCAACCUCUCUCUCAUUCUCACAUUCUCUCUUUCACUCUUUCUUUCUAUCUUUCUCUUUCUCUCUCUCUCUCUCUCUUUCUCUCUCUUUCUCUAUUUCUCUCCCACUCUCUCUCACACUUCAUAUUUUUCUCUAUCUUUCUCUCGCUCAUUCUCUCUCUUUCUCGCCCUCUCAUUUUAUCUCUCUCGCUCUUUUUCUCUCGCUCACCCCUCCCUCUCUCUCUCUCUCUCUCUCUCUCUCAUUCACUUUCGUUCUCUUUUUCACUUCUCUUACCCUUCCUCUGUAUCUUUCUCUUUCUCUCUCUGUGCAUCUCUCCUAUUGA
Messenger RNA from Acanthosepion pharaonis, 513 nucleotides. The record is from the annotation of a GenBank genome assembly. Lineage: Eukaryota; Metazoa; Mollusca; Cephalopoda; Sepiida; Sepiidae.